AUCCUCAGUUCAAAACCGAAUCCAAGUUUGUGUCUGCACCAUUCACUCUUUGCUCGCAUUUGGACGUGUCUAAAAUUAACUGGACUUUAUUUAACUGGAUCUGUUUUGCACAUGGAUAUUACUUUCGUGUUCUGGGACACAGCAGGGAUAUCUUCUCAUAGACUAGGGCUAAGCAUGAACGCGUGUGGACUAAAGAAAUCAGGGGUAUCCUAACAGUGUUGGGCUGUCUGUGUGCAGCGAUGCCUCCACAGGGUGUUGGGGAGUACAAACCCGUGUCAGGCUCUUCAGUGCCUCCGGUACCACCGCGCAGAUUUAGGAGUAAAGAUGUGGGCAGAAAGAGCCGCUGGGGCUCGGCGCCGGAGCGCAGGGUGAAGUGCGUGCUGGUCGGAGACGGAGCCGUUGGCAAAACAAGUCUGAUCAUCAGUUACACCACAAAUGGCUACCCCACGGAGUAUGUUCCAACGGCUUUUGAUAACUUUUCAGCGGUUGUCGCAGUUGAUGGCAAGCCUGUGAAACUCCAGCUGUGUGACACCGCAGGCCAGGAUGAGUUUGACAAACUGCGACCUCUGUGCUACACCAAUGCUGACGUCUUCCUGUUGUGCUUCAGUGUCGUCACACCAUCCUCGUUCCAGAAUGUCAGGGAAAAAUGGGUGCCUGAGAUCCGACGCCACUGUCCACGCACACCCAUCCUGCUAGUGGGCACACAGGCUGACCUCCGCCAAGACGUCAACAUUCUCAUCCAGCUGGCCAAGUACAAAGAGCGUCCAGUGGAGCCACAAGAGGCGUACACAUGUGCUGAGGAGGUGCAUGCUGUGUCUUAUAUGGAGUGCUCAGCACUUACCCAGAAGAACUUGAAAGAGGUGUUUGAUGCAGCGAUACUUGCCUGUAUUCAGAACAUGGACAGCCAGCAGCACAGGUUGAAGAAGCGGACACCUAAUAAGAUGAGGACACUGUCCAAGUCUUGGUGGAGGAAAUACUGCUGUUUGACAUGAAUAGACAAGAGGGAUAUUCACUCUUGGAGAAUUUCAGUUAAAACUGUUGGCUUGGGGGGUUCCUCAAGUAAUUUAUGAACAUAGAUUAAGAGUUUUACUGAAAUGUGAUGAUGAAACAGGGCAGAAGAAAAAGAAUGAAAUAAAAAUAUUUUAUAGACUGUAACUACACCAAUCCCUUCAUUACAGUGGAAAAUGCAAAACUGCCCUUUGAACCAAGUUGUGUCUUGUUUCACGUUCCUGCCCCAGCCACUGUUUUCCCUUUGUCUUAAAUACCCGAGAGCAAGGAGAAUUAAACAUGCAGUGUAGUAUUGCAAAGCAGAGCCAUAUAGAAUUCCCUUUUUCACUUGAUAAACUCAUAAAAUCAUUAUUGCGGAUGCAGGUAAUUUAAUAUUGGUAAAAUCGUAUGUAUCUGAAGUUACUUUUUCUGAAAUUCAGACUACUCAGCCUACACUGUGAAAUAACAAAGAUCACUUGGGUGGUCCAAGAUAGGGGACAAUAGUCCACCAAUAUUUAUGAUCUGUCCUUUUUACAACAUAAAAUUGUUUCUAAACUUAAUUGAAUUACAUAAACGAACAGCUUUCCUCAAGCUGGGAUAUUGCAAUUUUCUGUUGGCAAGCUGCCAAGACAUGCUUCACUCAAGGGUUACUAAAGGUUACAACCUUCUGGUAAAUCUGUCAAAACCAAAUUAAGAUGUUUAUUUAAAAGUCGAAUUAAUACUCUAGUUCAGUCUUAGUAUUCUGACAUCGGUUUGUUUUCGAUCUGUGAGGUUCUGUGAGGUUGAAGGACCUCACAGUUCAAAAUCAGCUGAAUGAACAAAGGGCUUGUUUACUUUAUGACUUCAUCCAGAGCUUCCAUUUAAAGCAUACCAUGAGUUCAUGGUCAGUAAGUGUGUAUUAACCAGGCCAGUUAAAAUUCGUGUAUGUUCUGCAUGUGCAACAUAAAAAAAACAAUGUUUGCUUUUUAUGUCA
Messenger RNA from Clarias gariepinus (North African catfish), 1960 nucleotides. It is a transcript of the gene rhoua, whose product is annotated as ras homolog family member Ua. Lineage: Eukaryota; Metazoa; Chordata; Actinopteri; Siluriformes; Clariidae. The coding region runs from base 240 to 992 and encodes 250 amino acids. The transcript has 3 exons. The record is from RefSeq and is a predicted model, not a curated record. Gene Ontology annotation, molecular function: GTPase activity; GTP binding. Gene Ontology annotation, biological process: small GTPase-mediated signal transduction.